UUUAUGCAAGAUGGAUCCCCAGGUAGGUGCAUAUGAGAAUUACCCCUAAAAAUUGUCUGAAAUUGCAGUUAUUUAAAGUGAUUCCAAGCCCUGACAAUGUCUAAAAUCAGUCUGAUGACAAGGAAUGCAACAUGCAAGAAAUCCUAAGAUUUAAUGGUUGACACUUAUCAAAGCAAAGAUGGACGGGGAAGAUAUUCAGACCUUGAUCCAGUCAAACACCCCCUCUCAAAUAGAGGAUCUGAAGAAGAAGUUCUAUGAACAAUUCAACUCUACAAAAGAUUCAUGGCUGCUCAAUGGUAUUUUCGAUUGUUACCUUCAGACCAGCAGCUUACGACUUGUGGAGAUACUUGUUGGAGUCAGAGAACCCCACGAUGUUCAUCUCUUCAACAAGCUAUCAGAAACACUGAAGGGUCAAUGUAAACUUCAAGCCUUAACAUUGUUAGGUCAUGUUGUCCGAAGAAGACCUACAUGGCUAAUAAAGAUUACAAAACAUUCAGUUUUGAGUGAUUUGUUGAAAAUACUUAAAAUGGAAACAGAUAUAUUGCUUCUUAUGAGUGCACUUUUAGUGGUCAUAGUUUUGUUACCUAUGAUUCCAUCUCUGAUAUCACCACACCUCAAUGAGAUUUUUGAUGUUUUCAGUCGACUGGCUGCAUGGAAUACUAACAACCCAAACAAAGUGCCAGAACAAAACCUGCUACACCUUCAAGUAGGCCUUUUUGAGCUAUUCAAUAGGCUGUAUGGCAUGUACCCAUGUAACUUUUUAUACUACCUACGACACCAGUAUUCUCUUCGAGAGAACUUGGAUGUAUUCAGUCACACUAUAAAGCCUAUGGUGUUCUCCGUAAGGAUGCAUCCUCAACUGGUGACAACAUCCAAAGAUGCUGAAACUGCUGCUAGCAGGUGGAAGAAAAUGGAGGAUCAUGAUGUAAUAGUUGAAUGUGCAAAGUAUGUAUUAGACACAGGCCGAGAUGAACUAGUUCCAAUAGCAAACAGUGUCACACGGCCUCAUUCAACAGUACAGACGGAGCUUGCCACUGCUCUAGAGAAAUCACAACAAUCUGGCGGAAGAUGCAUGGCAUCAGAUUUAUCAUUGCCCUAUGGGGCUAAUGACGUAGAAUGGAGUCCCAGUUCUCGGUGUGGUCUCAACACACCACCUCCUCCUGAGUCAACCCCAACAUCAAUUCCACAUACACCCAUACAACAGAAUUAUGUCGUUAGCUCCUCAUUUCCACAUCAAGAAGGAACAUCUCCACCAGAAGCAGCGAUUGAGGCUACUCCAGAAACCACACCAAUAAAGGAUUUGCGUCUGCUGUCUCGUCAACCUCUUGCUCCAUCAAGUGUUGUCCGAGCUCUGAACCACUCUCUCAGCUCAGGAGGAGGGACUCUGCCGCAAAAGUGGCCUGGAGGGUUGUCGGUGAGCACUUCGUACUCUCAACCCUCAUCACCCAUGAAGAAAGAGCCCUCCCCAUUCAGGUAUUCAGGAAUCAAUCAACAGAUGACAGCUACCCCACCUCCAACAUUCCCUUCAGAGGCAGCUCCUUCAAUGUCGGCGUUUCAGCAACCUCGACGUGAUUCUCUUCCUCUUGGGGGACAUUUGAUGAUGGACCAACCACCCCUUGUAGAAUCUACUUCAAUGUCUCGAAGGGUAGCAAAUUUACUCCAAGAUCGAAAACAGAUAUCCACAGAAACAUAUUCAGACAAGCAAUCGGCUAACAUGGCUGGAAUGAGGAUCAAAAGUGGUUCUGUUUCUACCAACACGUCCUCGGCAACAAGAUUACCAUCAAGCCCUCUGCGAGUCAUAGGCUCUUCUGGAGUACCUCCGGAAAGUCCUGUACCAAUUGAACCAACUGCCCCAGUGCCAGGCUCCAGGGAUUGGCCUAUCACUAGACCCACACCAGAAAAGAAUGGAUUUCAUUUAGCUGAAAGGCAUGCUUCACAAGUGCCAUCUGGCUCUUUGUUCCAUCAAAGUGAUUCAACCCAAGAGGAUCAAGAAAUUGUUGAAAUUGUAAAACAAGGAGAACAGUUCCGCAAUGAGUCGCAUCCCAUUAAUAUGAAUACUCCUCACUCUGCCAGUCGACAAUGUGAUUCAGUUCUUCAGGACAUCCCUGCAAGCCAAAGUCAUGACCAGGAUUGUGAAAUAGAUGGUGAGGAAUGUCUUCAAGAGCAGUCAGGGUCACCAUGUGCAUCAGGAGGUUUGCACAUGCCGACUUCUGUCAUGGACAUCACUCGGAGGGCCCGUCGCAUGCGCUAUCAUAGUCAGUGUUUGCCAUCUGUUCACCACCACCCGGUUCUCUCGGAUACUAACAUUGGAAGCACUGGCAGUAGUCCGGGAAAUGGAGCACCUUUUCCAAGUGGGAAAGUACGUCGAACUAAUUCGUGUCCUGAAAUGGAAAAGACUCAAGGAGCUGAUUUGAAAGUGGAUUUCACUGUUGAAGAAAGAGAAGAGUCAGAGGAUUGCAUGAUAAUUGAAGAUGCAACGACCCCUCAAAAUUCAAUUGGUGAUGAGGCAAUGGUGAAUGGUUGCAACCACAUCCAGUGCAAACCAGAAAUGGUUUCUGAGAGCACGCAAACCAUUGAAUUUACUCCCGCCCCUUAUGAACAUUUAUUCAUGUCUGUAUUUCCACCUAUGGAACCUCACUAUAGCCAAACUCCCAGCCCAGCCCCAAACAUGCUUCAACCAAAGUUUGAAAACGUUAGUCCUCAAGCUCAGUUGGAUCAAUUUUUGUGGAAUAUUAUUGAAAACCGACCUAAAAGUACAAGCUUAGAUGCAGAUAGCCGUUUACUACGAGAGCAGAGGGAGCAAAUAGAGUUGUUGAAAAUACAAUUACAAUUUGAACGACAACGCAGAGAAGUUUAUGCAGAAAGAAAUAGACGCUUGCUUGGAAGAUCUCGUGACAACAGAGCUCUGGAAGAAGUUAAAACAGCUCUAAAGGAACAAUUGAGCCUAUUACAGCAUGAAUUAGAUUCGGUACGGAAAGAGGGAACCAAACAAAGAGAAGAGUUGGUCAAAAGAAUCCAGCAAGAGCAAUCCUCUGUCAAAUAUUGGGAAGAUCAGUGUGUACAGGCACAAGCUGAUUUGCAUGAGUGGAAACUGAAAUUUGAGGAAAUUGAGCAAAAGUACCUUCUUGAACAAAAAUCCACAGCUAUGGUACAAAAAGAAUACCAAAAAGCCCAAGGCAAACUGUUGGACAUAAGCAAUGAAAAAAGACAGGCGGAAAUGAGCGCUGCUGCAGCUGAACGCUUAAGAACAGAUGUGCAACAGCUUCAACGUGAAUUGUUCUUGGCUGGAGAACAGCAGCAGCGAAUGUACGAAAAAAUUCAGUACAUGACGCUUAAUUACAACCGACCAGAGGAAUAUACCAGCAUUAAAGAAGCUUAUCAUGAAGAACUUAACAGUCUGCGUCAAGUGCUGGAUUCUAAAAAUUCCUCUCUAGAAGCUGCUAAGGCACGCGUAGCAGAGCUGGAGUCCAAUGCUACGACUGUCGCCCACCAAAUGAAUGAAAAGAAGCGGCAGCUUAAGGUAGUCAAAGAUGAGUACAAUGAUCAACUCCAGGCUACAGAGAGUAAAUAUCAAGCUCAAAAGAAGAUAAACCAAAGACUUCAAGAGAAUAAUCUGGAACUUCUUAAAAUAAUUGCGGAGUUCAAAAGCAAGCGGAAACGAGAAGGAAGAGAACCCUCCGCGUCUCAACCAGCCGCUUCUGGCAGCUCAUCUCAUGUGCAUCCAAAGAGCCCUGAUAGUGUGUGCAGUGAUGACAGACUGCCUCAUUCAAGCUCACCUCUCUCUGAAUCCUUGAGUUCAUCAGAGGGCAUGUCUUUGCUGGCUAGGGAUGUUUCUACAAUUCAAAACUUACAAGUCAUAGUAGAUCAGCCAGAGCAAAUUCCUGAUGCUACUCAAUCCCCUCCAACACCCACAAAAGUUACAACUAAUAACCCGCCCGAAGAGGGCUGAUAUUACCUGGCCACUUUGUCACAAUGGUAAUGUAUUAAGUGGCAGCUACAUUUGAAAACCUGAAACCGCCAAGGUGGAUAUUAUUUGAUAAAUGAGUGCACCAUUUGCCUAAUGACUGUGGUUUUGACAAGUUUAAAUUAUAAGGUCAAUGAAGUGAAUCUAGUAUAUUGAAGUAACUACUGUAAUGUUGUUCUUAUAUGCAAGCAGGAGUGCUGUGAUGUGAGCGUUAAUGAAACUUUGGUUCUUUGUGCAUGGCUCUACCCUCCUUCCCCAAAUUUUCUAUCGCAUGGAAGGGGGCACACUCUUGUUUUGCAUUUUGAAAUAUUUUUAUUUGAUGUCUGUCUCUAGUCUGGGUUUCAUAAGCGUGGGAUACAAAUAUCUGUUAAAUUUGUCUAUUUUAUUACCAAUCACCUAAUGAAUUGUGUUUAAGAAAACUCUUCUCUUUUGUUAUGGUAACAGAUAUUGUCUAAGAGCCUGUUGUGUUUUAAUCAUCAAUAUGAGAUAAAAAUAUUGUCAAUCAUUAACAAGGGGUCUUGUUUUAAUUUAUAGCCAUUAAUCCUUAUUUGUUGUAAAGGAACACUAAAUUUUAAUGCGACAAAACAAAAGAGAGAACAUUCUAAAACAUAUCCUACUUUAAAAAGUUCCCUCAUUACACGUGAAUCUUGUGAAUGAUACAUCUCUGUGAAACUUGUCUCAGAUUGAUUUCAAUGUGCUCUCAUCAGAGGAAGUUGAGUUCUGUGUGUGUGUGUGUCUCUGUUUUCUCUAUGAGACUCAUUUUCUCUUAAUAUUUUGAUCAUACUCAGCUCUCUAUUCGGACCAAAAUUUGCAUUAGAUGGUUAGUUUGGAGAUAAGUGGCCGGUCAAUCUAACAGACUGAAGUUAAUCUUAUAAUAGUGCUUCUGGACAGAAUUAUGUAUCUGAUACCAUGUUAUGUUUUAAACAAUUGCAGAAAAAUUUGCAUCUUAUCUUGAUUCUUAACUUUUGGGUUCAGUUCUUUUAGGAAUUGGCAGUUUAUACUGGACAAUGAACAUAUUUUAAUAUCUCAUGCAAAGGCCACUGGCAGACCCACUUUUACAUCUUGGUUUUAUUGAACUGCUUUAGUUGCCCAGUUGUGAAUGCAAGCAAAACAUUUAUGAACUUUUUAUAAAUGAGAAUUAAGUUGUUGGUUCAAUUUUAAUGUUGCAAAUCAUUGGUUCAUAGACCCAAAAUGAAUCAAAUAGGUGCUAUUUUUGAGUGGUCUGUAUUAGCCAGAUUACUAGAGCUGUUCUUUUUGGAAGCUUUUAAAUGUAACAUAUUAUUUGUAAUUUUUUAAUUAUAGUCUACUAGAAUGAAGAAGCCGCUUGGAAUAUUAUGUAAGAAUCGAAAUUAAUUCUAGAAAUCUCCUAUCAGUUGCAUUUUUUCUUUGCAGCAGCCAGUCAUUAAGAAAAGCAGCCGCUAAAAUGUUGUCAUAUGGUCUUGUCUCAGGGCCUUUGAAUGUAGUACUUGUUGCUGUUUCUUUUCUUUAUGUGCUUGUGCUGUCACUUGUAAUGGUGUAAAACAAAUAAUUAGGGCUAUGAGAGAAAAGAACGGAUGAAGGAGGGAUCAAUGAAAGACUGAGAGGCACAGAUUGCUUCUGCAACCCAGCUAGCUGGGCUGCUUAUUUUUAUGAUGCACCAUUGUGCUAAUCUGUUAAAUAAAUUUAAAAAAAAAUAGUGAAUUAUCUUAUCUAUCUGGAGAUGGUGCAAAUGUCAUGUUAUAUCUGUACAUAACUUCACAUAUAAGUUGUAAGUUUGAAAUAUUUAUAAACUACAAUGGUUUUAAGAUUUGUUGUACAAAGUCAGGUGAUUUAAUGUUAAUACACUUUUCAAAAUAUAUUUAGCCAUAGCUAGAGAACAGAAGGAGGGUAGGCAUUGUAAGGAUUUUGCCUUGUCAAGUAUCAUCAUACUGACGUCUAUUACUUUUGUGCUUUCAUCAUCAGAACUUGAGUUUUGUAUGGCCUCAAAAGUGUGUUAAAAAAUCAUACCCCGCCCUUCACUUCAACUGUGUGCUACUUCCAGAUCAGAAUAUUCUGCUGAAAAUGCGUGAUAGAUGGUGAAAUACAUAUUGUUAUAUUUUGUUGACUGAAUGUGUUGUAUUCCAAUGGCCAUAUAUCUAAGUUACUUGUUGUAAAUGUGAUGUCUGUAUGUUAACGUGUUGGGACGUUCUACAGAGAGUCAGAAAAUUAUCUGAACUGGGUUACAUCUGAUAAUGUGGAGGAAGAGAAUAAAGUGAAUUCUCAUA
Molecule: messenger RNA, 6207 nt
Organism: Thrips palmi
Lineage: Eukaryota; Metazoa; Arthropoda; Insecta; Thysanoptera; Thripidae
Gene: Tsc1
Product: hamartin
Exons: 22
Coding region: 179-3949 (1256 amino acids)
Biological process (GO): negative regulation of cell population proliferation; regulation of cell cycle; negative regulation of TOR signaling
Cellular component (GO): TSC1-TSC2 complex
Source: RefSeq, a predicted model, not a curated record